Molecule: messenger RNA, 6059 nt
Organism: Orussus abietinus
Lineage: Eukaryota; Metazoa; Arthropoda; Insecta; Hymenoptera; Orussidae
Product: piwi-like protein Siwi
Exons: 14
Coding region: 1556-4195 (879 amino acids)
Biological process (GO): regulatory ncRNA-mediated gene silencing
Cellular component (GO): P granule
Molecular function (GO): piRNA binding; protein binding
Source: RefSeq, a predicted model, not a curated record
ACCUAAAACAAAUACAUAAAAGAAUUAAAACUUUGGAUUCCAUCGCCUCCAUACCAUUGCUGUUGAUCGUUACCUGCCAUCAGGUUUUUCUCCUUUACACUGGAUUACUGAAAAAGUUUUAAAUUCAUGAUAAACAGCGGAACAUGCCAGAAAAUAAAAUGAAGCAGUCUCAAAUUAUACACAUACAGCAACAAAGUAACGACCGAAUAUUUUAUUACCAUCCACUCGGAACUGAAACUUGGUUGCAGUUACUACUGGCAUUUGUUUCAAUAUUUUUUACUUUCGAUGAGACUAAGCAAUGAGAUGGACAACUUGGUAACGAAUACUCCGAUUGGUCGAAUUGAGUCGAGGAUUGAUAGACUAAAUGGUUAUGCAUGUAUGUAACCAACGUGAAGCUACGAGUGAUGACCAAGUUUGCAUUUGUAAUCACGAUAAAUCACCCAUAACCCCAUACAGUUAACACAGUUCGAUAUAAUUCCGUGCAAUUCCGUGGGUCGUCGACAGUCGUCGACCAGGAAGCAUUUCCUCUUUCGUCCUUUCCAGUCCGUUCUUUUGCGAACCGUCGCCAUCGGCUGCUGAUGCACCUCUGCUGUUUUUGCAUUCUCUUUGAUAACUGGUGGGCUCAAAACAGAUUAUUUGGUGGUUGGAGUCCGGUAAUUUGUACUUUGCAAUGUGUCGCGUUCCUUUCGGUCUCUAUUGGUCCCCCCCCCCCAUUUUUUACCUUGCAACGAGGUGACCACGUGUAUUCACCAUAAGAUAAAAUUAAUAACUCAAAAGUUUAUUAGACCUGUCAAAUUUAUUCCGUUUUUAAUAAAUUUGAAAAUUUUUAUCUGAGGAAAAUUAUUGCUCGCUUGAAAAGGUAUAAAGAAUUCAUUGGAAGGUCAAUUUCGUUUUCACUUAUUUUAAUAUACAUGACCAUGUUGAUGUUAUUUAUAUAUUAUUAUAUUUUUAUAUUCAAAGAGGGAAAGAACCGUAAAUAAAAUAAGAUCGGAACAGCAAUCGAGGCUAUGUUGUAAGUUGUCUAAUUUUAUCCAGUGAUCCAGCCUGAAAUCUUGUUUUUGUCGUUGAAAACUGCUCUUUUUGUGAUCACGUUCUUGAAAAAUUCGUUACUGGUCUUGAAUGAAAAUGAACGUUGAAACUCUUGUAAAAAAAAAAGGCCGAAAGAAAGGUUGGUGCGUUAAUGUUGGUCAGUGAAGGUUCAACCACGAGGAGCAACACGGGGGCAACAGGCUGUCGUAACAGAUAAGGUGUAUCGUAGAAUUGCGAUUGGCCGCCGUUCGCCGGGAAGUGUUUCGGUUGGUCGGGUUCUUUUAGACAGAUAUGCGUUGCACCAAUCGAAACGCGAAUCUCCGGCCGCGACUACCCAUGAUCACCCAUAAUUCCACGGGCCGUUAAGAGUUGGAGCGUUUCUUGUUUCGUCUCGCCACCGACGCUUCGCGACGUUCCUCGUUCUUUUUCCGGUUUUUCGAUUCUGUAAUCGGUCGUUGGGUUGACUCAAAGAAAAGUCUUUGCGAGUUAAGAUCGGCGGCAUAAGGUCUCAAGAACUACGGUAAAGAUGAGCGACCGACCACCGAUGAAGAAAAGCAUGGGGCGGGGUAAAACUCAGCGUGAGCAGCAGGCCCCGCCUUCGACGUCCCAAGGAGCGUUUAGUCGUCAAGCUUCAAGUUCUACGACUUCUACCAGGCCGAGCACGUCCCAUCACCAGGUACCCUAUGCAAGGCCAUCUCAGCCAACUCGACAGAGUAUGGCACGUGGUACUCAGCGGCCCAGUUCCAGGGGAGAUUCUGGACCCGGGGAAGCCAAACCAGAUCCCAUGGAUACUACUCCAAUUGGUGGUGGUGGAGAAGCAGGUUCUCUGGGUCGAGGUUCCUUGAGAGGACGUAGAGUACUACCAUCGGAUCUCUUAGUCACUCGUCCAAGGGACUUGAAAACGAAGAAGGGGAUGUCUGGUAGACCAGUGAAACUUCAAGCCAAUUACUUUAAGCUGCUCACCACAACCAACUGGUGCAUUUUUCAAUAUCGAGUGGACUUUUCUCCAGAAGAGGUUAGAACGGUAGUUCGAAAAGGUCUCCUAAAAAUUCAUAGCAAAAGUAUCGGAGCAUACAUUUUUGAUGGAACUGUUUUAUAUUGUAGCCAUCGCCUUCCCCAGCCAAUGGAAUUGUUCUCUAAAAGAGAAUCCGACCAGGAAAAAAUUCGAAUAACCAUUCGUCUUGUUGGAGAUAUGGUCAGGGGUGACCACCAUUACCUACAAUUUUUCAAUAUAAUUAUGAGAAAAUGCCUAGGCUUUUUGAAUCUGCAACUUGUUGGGCGUGAUUAUUACGAUGCCCGAAAUAAGGUUGAAAUUCGAGAGUAUAGUAUGGAGUUGUGGCCUGGCUACGUAACUUCGAUCAGGCAGUAUGAAGCUGACAUCCUUAUGUGUGCCGAGAUCUCACAUAAAGUGAUGCGCAGGGAAACCAUUCUCAAUAUCUUGGAUGAGUGCUAUCGCAAGGAUGGACAGAACUAUCGAAAAAUUUUUGAAGAGCAAGUGAUAGGCCUUGUAAUCUUAACCGAUUACAAUAACAAUACCUAUCGCAUCGACGACGUGGAUCAUGCCGUAACUCCCACCUCAACCUUCCAGUUACGCACCGGUGACCAAAUAACGUAUAAGGAUUACUACAAAAACAAAUACAACAUUCAGAUAAGGCAGGAUACUCAACCCAUGCUUGUGUCACGGUCUAAGCCUAGAGACCGGAGAGCUGGGCAAGCGGAACUGAUUUAUCUUGUUCCUGAACUAUGCAGAGCUACAGGGAUCACCGAUGAAAUGCGAAAUAAUUAUCGCCUAAUGGCAGCGCUUGCCCAACACACACGGGUGUCGCCUCAAUCACGAAUCCAGAAGCUGCUAUCGUUUAACCAACGUCUGAACAGUGAGCCCAGUAUCGUUCAAGAGUUAAAGGAGUGGAAUCUGACUCUGGACCGGAAGCUCGUCGAUGUGCAGGGUCGUGUUCUACCACCAGAGAAGAUCUUGUUUGCCAAUGGACGGUCGAUAUCAGCCGGAGAGAAUGCCGACUGGACCAAGUCCCUCAGGAGUUCCCCGGGUCUGAUCAACGGCAAACUGAAGGACUGGGUGGUGAUCGUCAUGAGCCGCUUCCGUCGCGACGCCGAGUAUUUUAUGUCGAACAUGAUGAAAGCGAGCGGCGACAUGAACAUCUCCAUGGAGCGUCCCCACUACUGCGAAAUUCCAGACGAUCGCUCUGGAACGUAUACCCAAUGCAUCGAGAAGAUCAUGAGCAGCUCAAGGCCACAGCUAAUCUUCUGUGUAGUCUCGAACAACCGUCUAGACCGGUACUCGGCCAUCAAGAAGAAGUGCUGCGUCGACAGACCAGUUCCGACGCAGGUAUUCCUAACGAAGACCUUCUCUAACAAGAACCCGAUGUCGAUCGUCACCAAAGUGGCCGUACAAAUAAAUUGCAAGAUCGGCGGCGCUCCUUGGACCGUCGAGGUGCCCCUGUCGGGCCUGAUGGUCGUAGGCUUCGACGUGUGUCACGACACGAGCUCGAAGCAACGAGAUUUCGGUGCUAUGGUGGCAUCUUUGGAUAAAUCGUUCUGCCGUUACUUCAGCGCCGUAUCCGCCCAUUCGACCGGCGAGGAGUUAUCGAACGACCUUUCGGUGAAUCUGUGCAAAGCGCUGCACGUGUACAGGGAGUACAACAACGCUUUACCUCAACGUAUCGUCAUCUACCGGGAUGGGGUAGGUGAAGGCCAGAUACCCUACGUCUUCGAACACGAGGUCGAACAGCUUAAGCAGAAGCUCGCCGGGGUGUACGGCACCGCGCCCGUUAGGAUGGCAUUCAUCCUCGUGACGAAGAAAAUCAACACGCGGCUCUUUAAAAUGCCCGGGGACAACCCCGAUCCUGGUACCGUUGUCGAUGAUGUCGUAACGAACCCCGUCAAGUACGACUUCUUCGUAGUGUCGCAGUUGGUGCGACAGGGGACUGUCUCGCCUGCGGCUUACAGUAUCAUUUCCGACAAUGUCGGUCUCGACGCGGAUAAACUGCAGAGGCUGACGUUUAAACUGACCCACAUGUAUUACAACUGGAGUGGAACCGUUAGGGUACCCGCACCCUGUCAAUACGCUCAUAAGCUUGCCUUCCUUGUAGGUCAAGCGAUCCAUGUACCGCCCAGCUCGCAUCUCGAAACUCUCCUUUAUUUCUUGUAGGGUUUUGGGAGCGUUGUCACUUCGAUUAUUCAUUUUUCCCUUUCCCUAUUUACUCGAGUCGUGGGUCUGGGCACUUGUGCGCGUCUCUUUCUCGAGGCCGAUUCAAGGCCAACUUGUUCCCACGCCACGGAGUGCCUUGAAGUAUUUUUUUAUUAUUUUUUUUUCAUUAAGACAUUUCAUAGAUUUAGGUAGAUUUAAGACUGGGCACGCAAUAAGCUUAAACCCUUGGAAUAACCACUGACUCGAAACAGGAUUUUUGAAGUCAAAAAACGAGUAGAUGGGUUUUUAUUAGUUUUCCUCUAUUGCUUCUUUUCUUUUCUUUUUUUUUUUUUGUAACGGAAAUUAUUAAUUGAAGUGACGGGUGUACAGCUUGCGAAGCAUUUUUAUCAUAUAAUUAAGAAGUCUCCUAAGGGAAACUGCUUGCUGUCCUUAAAGAUAAUUUUUAUUUUCUUGGAAUCUAGUGACUUUUUUUGCCUAAGAGUUUUAGUUUCUAGUUUUGAAGUUACUGACAAGACGGAUAUGUGAUAUGGCGAUAACGCUUCCUACUGCCUUAGAAAUGCGAAGCGCAUUUCAUGUGUUACAUUUCACUUACCGAGUGAUUUUCAUAGGAAGACUGAACUUUGUCGAUUCUUAGAAAAUGUUACCAAUGGUUGAAAAGUUUCGGGCUUGAAAGAAGUUUUCAUUUCCUGUAGUACAAAUUUAUUGAGUAUAUUAUUUUAAUUUUCAUAUGAUUCGCAAAGUACACUUUUUGUUUAUUUCUGCCGAAAAGACGGUUUUACGAAAUCGUACGCAAACCCGAGAAAGAUAUUUGAAAAAAUCGAGUAACAAAAGAACGUGAUCUUACGAGUUUCAACUAAAUUUUCCUGUUGGUGUAUUUUGACAUACAUUUAAACAAAGUUAAUACUAAUUUCAAUUAAUCGGUUAGGUUUUUAUAUGAUUUAUACGCGCGCGCCACCAACCCUUUCUCUCUUAUCUAUAUAUAUAGAUAAAUAAGAUAGGAAAUUAUUUCGAGCUUGGAAAGAGAAGAAAAGAAAUAUUUCUUCCAGUUCCUGGCCGAUGCCAAAGAUGUACAAAACAGAAUAAUGAACGUAUAUCUUUAAGUACUUUGUCGUUUCUUAGUUUGGAUUGUACCGAAAAGUAGGGAAAAAAAAAAAAUUUCCCGACCAAUGCCACAUAAUCCUCUCUAACAUAUUUAACAAGUAUUGUUUCUAACUCUAAAUAUCAAAAGUAUUUAUAAAUAAGGUUCUCAUUGAAAAGUACACUUGAAUCUUUAUAAGUUACAUAUUUCUCGGUGUCCUUAAUUCGCAUAUUAAAUACGUAAGAUUAGGAAAUGUUCGGAAAAUAACUAUGCAUUUAUUGAAUUACAUUAUUGGCAUGAGUUCACAGAAGCAUUGGUUUUGAGAUAGGAGUAACAAAUGGUAUUCAAUUUCGGAUAGUUUUGAUAAAUUAAUAUAUAUAUAUAUAUAAAGCCUUAAGAUUAACGCCAUUGCCGCAGGACGACGAUUACAAAUGGUAACCGAACUACUUUUUACGUACACGCAGUGUACAUUUACACGAUACAUUUUCUCCUAAGAAACAAGGCAUUGAUGUGAUAGUUUUUGUUGUUGUUGUUAUUAUAGUAAAACAGUAUUGUACGCGAUAAGAGAGGAUCGUUUCUAAGGCAAGAAAUCCACAAUGACUUGGCACCAAAAAAAUUUGUGAAGGCUUCCAUGAUACAUCCAUUUCGGUCACGUACGAUGCAUAUUUAAUUCGCACCUUGAGGGUGCUUAAAGAUUCCCCGGUAUCGUGCUCUUGACCGUUAAAGAUCAUAAGGGAAUUAAUGACCCUAUUAACGUACAGUACUAAAAACAAGUAAUAAAAAAAA